GGCCAGCGACCCGGAAGUGGUUCUGGGGGCCGGGAGGGCCUGAGGUGGAGCUGCAGACUUCGGGUGGUGCUUCGCGUGUGACUCCCGGUCCCGUUCAGCUCUGAGACCCGCGCGGCAGUCGUGCUGCCGGGGCCAUGGCCUCCGUGCUGUCCUACGAAAGCCUGGUCCACGCCGUGGCCGGAGCCGUGGGAAGCGUGACUGCAAUGACAGUGUUUUUCCCCCUGGACACAGCCAGGCUUCGACUGCAGGUUGAUGAAAAAAGAAAGUCAAAAACUACACACACGGUGCUCCUGGAGAUUAUUAAAGAAGAAGGCCUCCUGGCACCAUAUCGAGGGUGGUUUCCAGUUAUUUCCAGUCUCUGCUGCUCCAAUUUUGUCUAUUUCUACACUUUCAAUAGCCUCAAAGCAGUAUGGGUCAAAGGUCAACAUUCUUCUACUGGAAAAGAUCUGGUAGUUGGAUUUGUUGCAGGAGUGGUAAAUGUGUUGCUGACAACUCCACUGUGGGUGGUAAAUACCAGACUCAAGCUGCAAGGGGCAAAAUUUCGGAAUGAAGACAUUAUACCAACUAACUACAAAGGUAUCAUCGAUGCUUUCCACCAGAUCAUUCGAGAUGAAGGGAUCUUGGCGUUGUGGAAUGGCACCUUUCCCUCCUUGCUGCUGGUCUUCAAUCCUGCCAUCCAGUUCAUGUUCUACGAAGGCUUAAAACGGCAGCUUCUAAAGAAGCGGACAAAGCUCUCUUCUCUGGAUGUGUUCAUCAUCGGUGCCAUAGCCAAAGCGAUUGCCACCACAGUCACCUAUCCCAUGCAGACAGUACAGUCAAUUCUAAGGUUUGGACGUCACAGACUCAAUCCAGAAAACAGAACCCUGGGGAGUCUUCGGAAUGUUCUCUAUCUUCUUCAUCAGCGAGUCAAACGCUUUGGAAUAAUGGGACUCUACAAAGGCCUUGAAGCCAAGCUGCUCCAGACAGUGCUCACAGCUGCCCUCAUGUUCCUUGUCUAUGAGAAAUUGACAGCUGCUACCUUCACUGUAAUGGGGCUGAAGAGCGCACAGAAGCCCUGAGGCCUGUGCAGGGAAAGUGUGGGAUGAAGAUGCUGAUGGAGAUGCUGCCGAGCUAAGAGAGGUGAUACUCCUUUCAGUCUGGCUCCUUCCACCACAAACAUUACUGGCAUUGGCUGAAAAGCAUGGAAGGCAAAUAGGAAGUGUAGCCACUGGGGCCUGUUGCCACCUUAAUUUUUGUGAUGUCUGGUUGGAUUUGGGGGUGGAGGUUAGAUGAAUACAAAAACUGAAAACCUAAAAAUGGAAGUUUGUGGGGGGUUAUUGAUUUUUCUCAAGGAGAGUAGACUUUCCAUCUAGAAUUUCUCUCAACCUCACCAACUGUUCUCUUUCCGUAAACUCCCUUCUAGGUUCUAUCCAGUCAGUCUCCUCAGAUACGUUUAUGUGUCUUAAUCUCGGUAUUUUUCUCAUUAAAAAUAGCAUCAUGACUGUGCCUUGGGCAUGACUUUCUGUUUGACUUUUUCCUCCUGCUUAAAGAUAGUUAACUGAACUAUUUAUUUUGUGGGGGAAAUGAAAAUGAUUAAUCCCAAAUGAUUUUCUUACAAGCUAUUUGUAAAUGCCGCUUACUUGUUAGUGUUUGACAUAGUUUUGAAAAGUACAUAUUUAUUUUGGAUCAAGUCUUUUAUUACAAAAGUUUUUGUCCAUCCAUGCAAGCUCCAGUCAGACAAGCUUCAAUAAAUUGUCAGCACCCAAAAAAAUGUUCUUGAAAGUUGCUCUUAAUUAAGAUCUGACAUUGGGUGUGUGACCAGAUGGUUAGAAAAGAAAAAAAAAAAAAAAAAUCACAAAAAUUGGUUGGGAAGCAGACACCUUGGGUAAGCUCCGGAAUAUUCUCCUUUGUUGGGUCUUUGGAAGCUGUAUGUCUUGAGAAACAUCUGGUGCAGGUUAUUUCUAUUUGGAAACAUUCCCUAGAGUCCUACUACUCAAGAGUGUGAUCCAUCAAACAGCUGUGUUGACAUCAGCUGAGCUGUGUCAGGCUCGAAGCCCAGGCCUUCUGAAUCAGAGUUUAUAGUUUAGCAAGCCCCCAGGUGAUUCCUGUCUAUAAUGAAGUGAGAGCAAGAGAUCCUGAGGGCCCUGGCUCAACAGAAACUGGAAUUGGCUUCACUUACAGAAACCAAGGUGAUUAUGUCUCUCAAAGGAAAGUUAAAUUACUGUAGAAAGACAGCCUCAGAAAAAAAUCUAGGAAUCCUGUGUCAUUCGUUGUUCAGUUUCCACUCAGAGCACAUAAGGAAGGAACAGAUUCAGACCACCCACCCACCAAGAAAAUUCACAGUCAAAUAAUAAUUCUUCAUAUAGAAUAAUUCUUUAUCACAUCUCAGCUCUUUGGAAGAGAUCAAGUAUAGCAUCUGUUCUUAUUUGAAUAACUUUUGUUCUCGUGAUUUGGUUUUUGUUCCUCUAAAAAUCAACACAUAUUUUGUUUGUAAGCCUGUGAUUCAGUCAGAGAAGUAAUGACAACUCUGUGCACUUCAGACUCAGAGAGGAAAUUCCUUUCUCCCGUGUUUCUUCUCCUUAGUCCCUGUGGUAAUUUUAAAGCAUGUAAUUAUUAAACUGGUAAUAAUUGAAGGCUAGAAAAUAAGAACUAGGAGGAUCUAGA
This is a messenger RNA of Nannospalax galili (Upper Galilee mountains blind mole rat), 2643 nucleotides long. It is a transcript of the gene Slc25a17, whose product is annotated as solute carrier family 25 member 17. Bases 135 to 1058 code for a protein of 307 amino acids. The transcript is spliced from 9 exons. Gene Ontology annotation, biological process: transmembrane transport. Lineage: Eukaryota; Metazoa; Chordata; Mammalia; Rodentia; Spalacidae. The record is from RefSeq and is a predicted model, not a curated record. Gene Ontology annotation, molecular function: ADP transmembrane transporter activity; AMP transmembrane transporter activity; ATP transmembrane transporter activity. Gene Ontology annotation, cellular component: peroxisomal membrane.